Molecule: messenger RNA, 1971 nt
Organism: Kluyveromyces lactis
Lineage: Eukaryota; Fungi; Ascomycota; Saccharomycetes; Saccharomycetales; Saccharomycetaceae
Gene: LRO1
Product: phospholipid:diacylglycerol acyltransferase
Exons: 1
Coding region: 1-1971 (656 amino acids)
Biological process (GO): triglyceride biosynthetic process; lipid storage
Cellular component (GO): cytoplasm; perinuclear endoplasmic reticulum
Molecular function (GO): phospholipid:diacylglycerol acyltransferase activity
Source: RefSeq, a predicted model, not a curated record
AUGCUUAGGACUAAAAGGCGUUCGCACUCGUUAAGAAAGGAGAACUCACCCACAAGAAACGACGGAUCAAGUGAAAGUAGGGGUAGCAGAUCCAGGAGAUCAUCGAUUACUGACGUUAGCUCAGGAGUGAGAGGAGAAUUGAAAAGACGCAAUUCCGUUAAGCAUGGUGCCGAUGACUCCGAAACAGAAAGAUCUUGGAAGGAUUCAAGACGGCUAAUCUUCAUCUUUGGUGCAAUGCUGGGUUUACUGCUAGCACUUUGGUUUGGCUCGUCUACCGACAAGUAUAGGAAUGAUAUAUUUGAAAACUUUUACGUGUUGGAGUCCGUCCAAAAUUACGUUGGUGAUUGGAAAGGCCUGUUACCGCAAAGCGUUUCCAGUUUGAUUGACGAUUUCCAAUUUGACAACACACAAGCGGACUUGACUGAAUCGUUUGCCGUUGGAAAACAGUUGAGAAAAGAUCUCAACUUGACGGAUAAGCAUCCGUUGGUAAUAGUUCCCGGUGUCAUCUCAACUGGCAUUGAAUCCUGGGGGCUGUAUAAGGAUGAGGAAUGUGAUAGUGAGCCUUAUUUCCGGAAAAGGCUUUGGGGUUCAUUUUAUAUGUUGAAAACAAUGGUCUUGGAGAAAAGCUGUUGGUUAAAACACAUCAAGUUGGAUCCCGAGACCGGUCUUGAUCCACCAAAUUACAAAUUACGUGCAGCUCAAGGGUUUGAGGCGGCCGAUUUUUUCAUGGCAGGUUAUUGGUUAUGGAAUAAAGUGCUUCAAAACUUAGGCGCAAUUGGUUAUGAGAGCAAUAAGAUGGUAACAGCCGCGUAUGAUUGGAGACUAUCAUAUCUUGAUCUAGAAGUCCGUGAUCGUUAUUUCACCAAACUAAAGAUGCAAAUCGAGUUGCAAUUGGAACAAACUGGAGAGAAAUCUGUGUUGGUUGGCCAUUCGAUGGGAUCACAAGUAGUGUUCUAUUUUCUAAAAUGGAUAGAAGCAUCUGGUGAAGGGUACGGUAACGGCGGUGAGGGAUGGGUGGAUAAACACAUCGCCGCGUUCGUUGAUAUUGCAGGAACACUGCUUGGUGCACCAAAAUGUGUACCAGCGUUGAUUAGUGGCGAGAUGAAGGAUACUAUUCAAUUAAACACCCUAGCUAUGUACGGUUUGGAGAAAUUCUUCUCCAGGCGUGAAAGAUUAGAAAUGAUACAAACUUGGGGAGGAAUUCCAUCGAUGUUACCUAAAGGUGGUGAAUUGAUUUGGGGUGAUCUCGAUUUCUCGGUAGAGGAUAAUGCAACUGCUAACAAUAACACUGAUACAUAUGGUAACUUUAUUAGAUUUGCUGAUGUCGAUGGGAACUUCCUUGCUAAAGAGAAUUCAACAUGGACAAAUUUCACCAUGAGCAGCGCCGUUCAAUACGUUAGAGACACCUCACCAAGCUGGUUACAAAAACGUAUCACUGAUCAGUAUUCUUUCGGGUACGCGAAAAGUGAGCAAGAAAUGAAGAACAAUGAAUUAUACCAUUCAUAUUGGAGUAAUCCAUUGGAUGUUCCCUUACCAAAUGCCCCAAACAUGAAAAUAUACUGUCUUUACGGAAUUAACAACCCAACAGAACGUGCUUAUACAUACAAGAAGGAUUCUGAAUCCAGUUACUUGAACAUGACUAUCGCUUACGACUCACCACAACCAGUGUUCUUUGCAGAUGGUGACGGAACAGUCCCACUUAUGACACAUGCAAUGUGCCACAAAUGGAAGCAAGGCGUUUCUGCUUACAACCCUGCUGGUAUUGAAGUCAAAAUUGUGGAAAUGAGACAUCAACCUGAUAGAUUCGAUAUCCGUGGGGGCGCCAAGAGUGCCGAACACGUAGAUAUCUUAGGCAGUGCUGAACUAAACGAAUAUAUUCUGAAAAUUGCCGGCGGAAAAGGUGAUACCAUCGAAGAAAGGAUCUUAUCUGAUCUUCCUGAAUGGAUAAACCAAAUUCAGUUCCCCUUGUAA